Brassica napus (rape) is the source of this 1689-nucleotide messenger RNA. RefSeq lists its product as uncharacterized. NCBI's taxonomy places the organism in Eukaryota, Viridiplantae, Streptophyta, Magnoliopsida, Brassicales, Brassicaceae. The transcript is spliced from 4 exons. The record is from RefSeq and is a predicted model, not a curated record. Bases 1 to 1689 code for a protein of 562 amino acids.
AUGUACGACAGUAUAGGCGACCCCGACGAUCAUAUCGCUGAGUACAAGCAGCGGAUGCUCACGGUUGCACUUCCAAAAGAGUCCCACGAAGCUACAAUGUGUAAAGGUCCAUCCAUAUCCUCUUUCGCGAGCCUUAGCGACAAGUUUGUGGAGAAAUUCGCAAGUAGUAGGAGACUGAAGAAGACUUCAGACGGUCUCUACGAGAUUCUUCAGAAUCGGGUAGAACCCCUGCGAGACUACAUAGCCUGCUUCAACCAAGAGAGGGUGGCAGUUCCCGAGUGCAGCAUCCCUACCAUGAUCUCUGCCUUCAAAAGGGGCAUGCUUCCAGACGGGGGCCUCUACAAAGAAUUAACCAUGUAUCCCUGCAAGACCAUGGAAGAUGUGUUAUCCCGAGCCUGGGCGCAAGUGAAGUGGAAAGAAGACGUCGCUAGCCGCGCUAAAGCCCAUACGAAGCAGGACCAAAAGUCAGCCCGAUCAGAUCAAGGAAAUCGGGAUGAAAGAUCCUUCCAAAGAGCUACCAAGAACUCCGGGAAUAGAAACCGGGGCAGCUGGGCCAACAAGGUCAAGUGGCCUCAAAAGAUGAAGGCACCUGACUCGUUCUGGAACCCCGGCCUCUGGUGCGACUUCCAUCGCGACCACGGUCACAAAACUGAAGACUGCGUCGCUCUAACGAUUGAGGUCAGUGAACUACUCCAAAAGAGGCAUCUCCGGGAGUUCCUCUCAGAAAAAGCCAAGAACCAUCUAAAUAAAGAGGCGUCGGUGAAAUCCGCUGGAGCUAUACCCGCCUUGCCACCUUGCCAGGACCAAGUGAUCCAUAUCAUAUCUGGAGGCUCAGAGAUAAGUGGCGUGAGCCAUGCAGCUACCAAGAAAAGCCCCUGCAACGCCAAGCACGGCCUGGAGACGACCAAACCAAAGCACUUGCUCCUAGGUACCGACGAAAUAAGCUUCACAGCCAAGGAGCAGGAGAGGAUCCUGGCCCCCCACCAUGAUGCUCUGGUUAUCUCACUCACCGUAGCAAACUGCUUGGUGAAAAGAAUACUAGUGGACAACGGUAGCUCCAGCAACAUCAUCUUCCAGAUUGUGUACCAGGACCUAGGGCUGGAGGAGAGUGACCUGACGCGAAAAAUAACUCCACUCAUCGGAUUCAGCGGUGAAGUCAAGCAAACGGCCGGAGAGAUCACUCUCCCAAUAUACGCUGAAGAGAUCAACAUGUCUACCGAGUUCCUGAUCGUCGACUGUCAAUCAGCAUACAACAUGAUCUUAGGACGACCCUGGAUUCAUGACAUGGGAGCAGUCCCUUCAACCCUUCAUCAAAUGGUGAAGUUCCCUAUGCCCUGGGGCCUCAGAAUAAUCAAGGGAGAUCAGGAGAACUCUCAAUCCUGUUACCAGACCACCUUAAAGGGAAAAACCAAGGAAGCUAAGCAAACUGAUGGGACCAGUUAUCUGACGGUUACUGGAUUUGUGAACUGCCGAGCGGUUAUAAGGCAGUUACAGAGGCAGUUACUAAGCAGUUCUGGAACAGUUGCAAGGGUAGUUAGCAAAGCAGUUUGGAACGGUUCAUGGGUUGGUUACCGGAACAGUUAUGGACCUGUCGAGAAGUUAAUGAGAAACUGUCGAAGGCAGUUAUGGACGGUUUGGGACGCAAGAGCGGUUAUGUUUGUGGAGAAACCGCCUAUUUGUUUCCCUUAA